This is a messenger RNA of Filobasidium floriforme, 4497 nucleotides long. RefSeq lists its product as uncharacterized. The transcript is spliced from 8 exons. Lineage: Eukaryota; Fungi; Basidiomycota; Tremellomycetes; Filobasidiales; Filobasidiaceae. Bases 1 to 4182 code for a protein of 1393 amino acids. The record is from RefSeq and is a predicted model, not a curated record.
AUGUCCAAUCCACCUUCUUUCAUCGAUUGCCUGGCAGAAGGGAGCGUUUGUACUACCUCUCAGUCAUCUAUGGGGCUAGCUCAACCCUGCGAGAGUUAUUUAUCGGUUUGGAUUCUCAGCGUCACCUCCAAGGGUCACGUUUCCUUGGAAGCUUCCAAGCUGGGCGAAGAGCAACCCGGACCGAGCGAUUUGGCCGUUCUGAAGCCCUUGUUUCUUCCAGGUAGGAGGGCGUUCCCCAAGGCCUCUUUACUGAGAUACAAUCGGGCCUCGAAAGAAGGUCGGCAAGACAAAGGCGAAAUCUGUGACAAGCUGCCUGAUGAUACUUACAAAUCUGCGAUUUCACUUGUUACCGGAGAAGGGACAUCGCCGUCUUCCGCCUUCGACCCGGCCCCAUACGGUGAUGCCAUCAUCAUCAACAAAGGCGACGAAAUCAAAGAACUCAUUUUCGAUCUGAAAGGCACACGACUUGCCCGUUUCAUGUCUGAGCAGGCUCGAUUGGAAAUCGCCUUGGCCAGAGAGUUCGAGAAAUUUUUCGAGCAGAACGGCAGCCUAGGAACCAUCGCUGAACUCGCUGAGGAAAUGAUGGCCCAUCAGAAGAAGCAUCAUUCUCCAGAAACAAACAACGAGCUUGCCAGCAGAUUGGCCCUCUGCUUCUGUAAAAUCCACUCGACAGCCCUACGUGCAGCCUACGAGGAGCUGAGGAUCAGAGAGAACGAUGAAGCCGAAGGAUGGAUUAUCAAGAUAGUUCUGAUGGUCUUUCUCGUCUAUUCACCCAAUCUUUUGGAAGUAUCGAAGGAUGAUCGUUAUGUGUAUGGCGCGACCUACGGAUACUUCCUUUCUCAUUGGAUUCUGUCGCUAGCUGGUUCUCCUGUAUUCCACUUACUUAUCUGGUAUUUCCUUGCGUAUAAGAAGUUCAGAGAAUUUGCGCAGGUUACUCUCGCCAAAUCGAACCCCGAAAACCUAAAUUUAGCUGUUGAAGCUGAUGACACAUCGAUUAUCUACACCUUGCGUACCAAUAUCUCAAAUUGUACCGCAUCUUUACUGGAUGCCGAUACCGGUACAGCGACGUUUCAGGAAGGAGAUCUCGCAGUAUUGAAGAGGCUGCAUGUGCCGCGACUGAAGGGAGCCGCUCAUGGGCACACGGGUCCGCAGUACUCGUACUCUGAAAACGAGUUCAUCCCGGCUUCCUCAUUGGUGGCGAGCCUGGCGGACCGAACUGAUCUCUCGCAACCGCCAUUGUCUACCGCUACCAGUCGGGCGAAAAGCAUCGUCAUGAACGAAGGCGGUGGAGCGAAACGCUUGGACCUGGAUCUGGUUUCCACUCAGGUCGCCAUAUUCGUCAACAAGCAGGCGAAUCUGGAACAGAAUCUAUCUGCCGCUAUCCAGAAUCUCUCGAUGGGCGAGAUCAUGGAGACGGACGAAUUCUGCAAGAUGGUGGAGCAUCAAGAUUCGCGCAGAAUGCGGAAAAAGGAAAGGAAGGCAGUCUCAGAUAUUUGGCAUCAGCUCCGCCUCUCGCUUCUCCAUUCCCUAUAUACAUAUCAAGACAUGAAUCGAUUGGAUCAACAGAUGUCGCUUCCUGAAGACCACAAUCGACAGCUGAGCGUCAUCGCGCUCGCCAUGAUGCUCACACGCCGAGACAAUCGUCACUCAGCAGCGCGAAUUCUCUCGUGCGUCCCACGACCCGGCGUUCGGUUCCACCAAUCCACCUUUUUCCCACGCCUAAUUGAACUUUGUCUCGUUCUCGGCUCCCGUUCGGCCAAGUGCGGGACCGACUGCGAAAACAGUGAUAAGCCACAGCUGUUAAUUCGCUUCCGAACAAAGCGAGAAAUGCAUCCGGACAAAAGAGGACCCGAGUCGACGUUUCAGCUUUCAGCCUCACACGCUCGUGGCAAGCGCGUCGCUUUUGUUCUCUCUUCUCGUCUGUGCGACGCGAGACGUCCUUUUGUUCCCGCCUCGGCAUGUUCCGGCCCGGAGCGGGGAUUGAACAUGAAACAUUUACGAAACAUCGGGCACGCCUCGAAAGAAACUCUAUCAUCGAUUCGGGCAUCGACCAUAUCAAGUCGUCGAUAUCUUCCCGAGCUCUCUCUCGAGCUCUCGACGCCACACGUUGCCCGUACUGCAAAUCGAGGUACAAACGUCCAGGCGUUUCGAAUAAACUCUCCUGGCGGACGAGCGCUAGACCUCGUUUCUAGUGCAAUCACCUGUAUCCACCCCGGCCCGCCAAACAGCACUUUCCGGCUCUACCUGCACGAUCGGUGGCACAGCAUUCAAACUGAAGAUCGCGAUUAUCCGAGCUCACCCGAUAUCGCCUACUCGUCUCUAGCCCCACCAAAACCGCUUGCCAUUACAUCCGGUCGAGCUUCAGCCGCAAUGUCAUCCUCGUCUUCAACCUCAAACGAUUUCAACUACAACCUCGUCCGAGCGUUCGGCAUUCACUCGUCCUCCCAGACGCCGUCACCCCUAUUUACCUCGGCUCCUCUGAAACGCCCCAACGUUUCGCCCCGUUCCACCUCAAACGCGAACAAUGCCUCCAUCAUCACGCUACCGACCAAAUUCUCCCGCGCACACGUCGUCUUGCCCGUUUCACCUCCGGCUCCCCAUCGACGAGCGCCCGCACCUCCAGUCAAAUACGUCCCGCGCAAUCACUUUCGAUCCAACCACCUCCUAUCUCCCCUGCAGGAACCGAGUAGGAAAGGACUCUGGACCGUGUCUGAAGACGAAGACGGUGAACGCGAAGCAGAGAUGGAAGAGACCAUCAGGAAAACACAGUGCGAGGCGUUCGAGCAAGCGUUGAUGAGGUGGCAAGCGGAGAACGAGGAGGAAGACGCACAGCCUUCAUCAGUUGUUGAUGGGUUCGUUGACGUCGACCUCCACGAGCAGCAAUCCUUUUCGUGUUCCACCUCUUGUACUUCGGAGGACGUUUCGCAUUGCAUCACACCGUCGACCGAAAUCGAUAACCCGCUGGAAGAUGUCUUCUUCAUCGGCUCCGCUUCUGCCAGCACCGAACGCAAGCCAACCUACUCUUUCAACGGCACCGCCCAGGACGAGGAUAGCGAUUUGUUCUUCAUGCCAUCCUCUUCGAGCCGCACGCGGCCUCAAAUCGACGCUUUGAACAUGUCGAGCCUACACGAGCGCAGCGAUUCUUGGGAGUACGAAUACGCUUUGACCCCUCGCACGCCAAACAUGCAAAGACCGGCAUCACCAACCUCGAGCGAAGAAUCUUUCGGAUCUCGCAUGUCGCCUUGUCGUGAACUGUUCAACCCGUCCACCGCCUUUGCCGAUGCAUCAAGACGUCCGCCGCCGCUCGACCUCAAGAACAACCUCGCUUGGCGGGUAUCGCUAGAGCCGACCUUGCCCGUCUUAGGCUCGCCGUUCUCCCCGACCCAACCAUCUGGUCAGAAGCAGCGAACGGCCGAGCUGCCGGGAUUGAUGUCGCCCAUCUCUCUCGACGUCACGACGCCAAAGAACGCCAUCAACUUCUCGAUGACCACUCCCCGUCCCCUCUCGCGAUCAUCCCGCUCGAGCUCCCUCUCUUCAACGGCUUCAUCAAAUCCGGAACAACCGAUUACCCCGAGCCCUAUCUCUGGGCAGACGAGCGAUAUGCUCUCAUCGACGUUCGCCGACUUCCUCAUCAGCGCCAAGGAAGACCCCACCCCAUACAUCGCCCUUUCACCGAGCGUUGGCUCUCCAGCCCGAGCCAAGGGGGAAUCGAAGGAAGAGAUGCGAUUCCCUCUUCCGCCAUUCCGACUAUACGGGGAUCUUCCUCGCACCCCCGUUCGAGGCAAUCAGCACCAGGAGACGAUUCGCGCUCCCGGUGCACCGCUCCGAGCGUCUCAUCGAUCGGUCCCUCCUCCACCUUCUUCGUCCGCACUCCAAAAAGCUAUGGGGAUGCAUAGUAACCCCAAAGCAUCUCGAUCUCACGAACUCAACGAUAACGAAGACAACAACACCCAUCGACCUAGACCAAUCGUGCCCAAAUCGUGCAACGCGCUCCAGAUGGCGACGGGCCUGGUUUCUCCCGCCCCUACGACGCGGUCGAACAAAUCGUCCUCGUCCUCCGCUUCGACCAUGUCAUCCUCAUCUUCCUCUUCAUCGACAUCUUCUUCGCGGAGAUCUCUACCCCAGCGAAGACCCCUCCCGAUGGAUUGGAUCGGAUAUCACCCGAAAGAAAACCGGAUCUAACGAAACCUCAACCUCGACCUCGAGGGUCGAACGAUAUACCGAGUGCAAAGCACCGACGACUAUACCUACACGCCUAGCUCGGACUUUGCACCUUUCGAUAUCGACUGCGAACGGCUCACCAUAUUAUACGACCAUACACGACGCUGUCAUACGAUUCUCAUCUCCAUAAACGUUCCUCAAAGGUCUCUUCUCCCCAUAAAUGCCUCAUUUCACGGACAAUGCUUUGUUAUUGCCUAUAGAUAUCUCUUGUAUGAAAUCGGAUCCGAACGAUCUUCUGUGUAUUUGACAACCCUAUCGAUGAUCGAUCGAGCUCCG